Mytilinidion resinicola is the source of this 999-nucleotide messenger RNA. RefSeq lists its product as uncharacterized. Gene Ontology annotation, molecular function: glyoxylate reductase (NADPH) activity; hydroxypyruvate reductase [NAD(P)H] activity; NAD binding. The record is from RefSeq and is a predicted model, not a curated record. Lineage: Eukaryota; Fungi; Ascomycota; Dothideomycetes; Mytilinidiales; Mytilinidiaceae. Bases 1 to 999 code for a protein of 332 amino acids. The transcript is spliced from 5 exons. Gene Ontology annotation, cellular component: cytosol.
AUGGGAAAGCCCAAGGUGCUGCUGCUGGGAGCCAUUGACCACGCGCACGAAUCAUGGAACUCGCUUUCCUCCCUCGCCGAUCUCGUGGCCCCCGAGGCCCGCAGCCGCGCCGACUUCCUGGCCGAGUGUAGUGCUGGGAAAUUCGACGGCGUCGUCGCGACGUACCGCACGUUUGCGAGCGUGGAGAUAACGGGUGUGUUUGACGCGGAGCUGGUGAAGCUGCUGCCGGAGAGCUUGAAGUUCAUUUGCCAUAAUGGCGCCGGAUACGAUCAAGUCGACGUCCAUGCCUGCUCGGAGCGCGGCAUCAAGGUCUCGAACGUCCCCACCGCCGUGGACGAUGCCACCGCCGACGUCAACAUGUUCCUGAUCCUCGGCGCGCUCCGGGGCUUCAACACGUCGAUGCUUGCGUUGCGUGAGGGCAAGUGGCGAGGUCAUCCACCACCGCCUCUCGGCCACGAUCCGGAGGGCAAGACGCUGGGGAUAUUGGGGAUGGGUGGCAUUGGCAGGAAUCUCAAGAAGAAGGCCGACGCGUUCGGCAUGAAGGUCGUGUACCACAAUCGUAACAAGCUGAGCGAAGAGCUCGCCGGCGGAGCGGGCUACGUCAGCUUCGAGACGUUGCUUUCCGACAGCGAUGUCAUCUCUCUCAACCUUCCCUUGAACAAAAACACGCGCCACCUGAUCUCCACGAAGGAGUUCGAGAAGAUGAAGAAGGGCGUCGUCAUUGUUAACACGGCCCGUGGCGCAGUCAUGGACGAGGAUGCGCUGGUCAAGGCGCUCGACGCGGGUGUCGUGUGGUCGUGUGGCCUCGACGUCUACGAGGAGGAGCCGAAGGUGCAUCCGGGCUUGGUGGCGAAUCCGCAUGUCAUGUUGGUGCCGCAUAUGGGAACUUGGACCUAUGAGACCCAACUCGCCAUGGAAGAGUGGAACAUCGGCAACGUGCGCGCCGCCCUCGAGAAGGGCAAGCUGAACAACGUCGUCCCCGAGCAAGCUGAAGUGUGA